Messenger RNA from Ictalurus punctatus (channel catfish), 3219 nucleotides. It is a transcript of the gene ggt1a, whose product is annotated as gamma-glutamyltransferase 1a. Gene Ontology annotation, molecular function: glutathione gamma-glutamate hydrolase. Gene Ontology annotation, cellular component: plasma membrane. The record is from RefSeq and is a predicted model, not a curated record. Lineage: Eukaryota; Metazoa; Chordata; Actinopteri; Siluriformes; Ictaluridae. The transcript has 13 exons. The coding region runs from base 257 to 1957 and encodes 566 amino acids. Gene Ontology annotation, biological process: regulation of inflammatory response; glutathione catabolic process; regulation of immune system process.
UGUGCUUGAUUACUGAAGAAGAGCUGAAGAGCGGUAGUAGUAAGCGCUCGCUCCGAGCCAUUCGCUCGGAUUUGGUUUCUGACUCUUGGUGAGAAAUCCACAACAGUCUCUGCGUGGGCCACAAACUCCAUCACAACUGUGAAGACCAACUGCGAGUUUCUGCAGUGACCUGAAAUUGAAAGCACACCCUGUGACGGAAAGUUGGCAGCGCAAACUCAUACGUGGGCCAUAAAACACGGGAAGAUACUCGAGGACCAUGGGGAAGAAGUCGCUCGUUGCUUGCUUGGUGCUAGUCAUUGCGGCUGUUCUGGUUGUUUGCCUUUGUCUUCUUUUACGGGUUAAACGUAAUCACUGCUACUCCAAAGCCUCAGUAGCAGCCGACGCUGGGAAAUGUUCUGAGAUCGGCAGGGACGUGUUAAAGCGUGGUGGCUCUGCUGUGGACGCCGCCAUCGCAGCGCUGUUGUGUGUCGGACUGUUUAACGCUCACAGCAUGGGCAUCGGAGGAGGACAUUACUUCAUCAUCUAUAACGGCACUACAGGAAAGGUGGAGACGAUCAACGCGAGGGAAAUGGCACCCCUAAAAGCCAGGUUUGAUAUGUUCGGCAACAACUCACAGCUCUCAAAAAAAGGAGGCCUGUCCAUCGCGGUCCCCGGUGAGCUCCGUGGCUAUGAACUGGCACACCGGCGUCAUGGCCGCCUGCCGUGGAAGGAGCUGUUUAAACCGAGCAUCCAGCUGGCACGUGACGGCAUCCGAGUCAGCAGAGCUCUCGCCAAAUCCAUGUGGGAUAACCAGGAGGCCAUUCAGGCUGAUCCAGCACUGUGUGAAGUAUUUUGUGAUUCCAACAAAACAGUCCUGAGGGAAAACGACACUAUCAGAUUUCCACGGCUAGCAGACACCUACGAGAGGAUCGCUGAGGAAGGAGCUGAUGUGUUUUAUAAUGGCUCCAUGGCUAAAACGAUAGUGAAUGACAUCCGGGCUGCAGGUGGUGUUAUAACACUUGAAGACCUGUCAGGGUAUACACCAGAGUUGAAUGAAAGCUCAUUGAAGAUAAAUGUAGGAGAAUACACCAUGCAUUUUCCCGAUGCUCCAUCUGGCGGUCCUGUGCUAGCACUAAUGCUAAACAUUUUGGACGGUUAUAAUUUCUCACCCAGCAGUGUGUCGACUACAGAGAAGAAGACGCUCACUUAUCACCGCAUCAUCGAGGCUUUCCGCUUCGCCUUCGCUAAGAGGAGCAGGCUGGGAGAUCCUCGCUACCUCAACAUCACUGAUCUCAUCCACAACAUGACCUCAGACUACUUUGCUGAUGACAUCCGCAGUAAGAUCACAGAUAACACCACGCACCCAGAGAGUUUCUAUGGGCCGGAAUACUUUAACCCUGAGGAUCAUGGGACGGCUCACCUGUCCAUCAUCGCUGAGGAUGGGAGCGCCGUGGCUGUGACCAGCAGCAUCAAUCAGUAUUUUGGUUCUAAAGUGAUGUCACGUUCCACUGGAAUCAUCUUUAAUGAUAAUAUGGAUGACUUCAGUUCUCCAAACAUCCCAAACACAUUCGGCAUUCCUCCUUCUCGUAGUAACUUCAUCCAACCAGGUAAAAGGCCGCUCUCGUCCAUGAGCCCAACCAUCAUCUGCGACAAACACAACAAAGUUAAAAUGGUCGUGGGAGCUUCAGGUGGGACGAAGAUCACCACGGCAACGGCUCUGGUGAUCCUGAACGCACUGUUCUUUAACUACGAUCUGAAGAGAGCUGUAGAGGAACCCAGAGUCCACAACCAGCUCAACCCCAAUUACAAUGAGGUGGAGCAGGACUUCAUGAAGAGUGUGAUAGACAGACUAGCUCAGAAGAAUCAUGUGACAAAGCUGCAGAACACCACUGCGGUGGUUCAGGCCGUGGUGAGGCAGGAUGAUCAGAUCUGUGCUGCAUCGGACCCACGGAAAGGAGGAUAUCCCGCCGGCUACUGAAACAAACUUUAAUAAUAAUCAACUUUUAUCUGUACAGCUUUGCUAAAGCAGACAUUUACGCAAGUCUGAAUGAAUCAUACAAAUCAUUAGAACGUUUUCAAUACACAGAACCUCCCUCCAUAUACUGUUUAUUUUAUAUAUUGAUGGAAAACAAUUCAAAAGGAAAAUCAUCCAUGUUGAGGUGGUGACAGUAACUUUGCUUCAGAACACCACCCUGUCAUUGAUUAUUUCCUAUAACAGCAUGUCUUAAAGUGUUUUAUUCCUCUUACUCCACAGCAAUUUGCCAAUCAUUACACAAUUUUUAAAAAUCCAUUUAUAGCUAUGUUUAAUGUUGUUAAUGUUCUCACUUGAGUUACAGCAGCUAUAAACAGUCGUUCCCUCACCAGCCCUCUCUUCUUCUCACAAAAGACAAAAAAACAAACGCAGCUCGUCAUGUCACUGAGAAAUCCUGUCCUGGAGAUGUCUUGAAGUUACAGCUUUACCUCUGACUUGUACAAAACCCCUGACACUGGAGACUCCUUCCACGAAUGUUAAAUAAACGUCUCUUUACAGAAAACUUCACCAGACCAACGAUUUUUUAAAAUCUGCGUAUGUGGAUAGUACACAUCCCUGUGAAUGAGCUGUCACUAUAGAAACGAUGAUGUAAUAGAACGAAUGCGUCAAUAUAAACCUGUGAUUUCCAGCUGCGCUACUGUCAGAGCUGCUGUUGUAGAAACUGAGUCAAAACAUUCUGACCAAUCACAAUCCAGACCUCUCAUUAAUGUGACUUUGUUCAUUUACAUUAAAAACAACUGUAACACUAAUAAUUUGUCCCAAAAGAGAGAUUUGUUAGUUAAAUAACAUUAUAUUACAACAGAAAGCUGUCUGUAACAUCCAGCCUGGACAAUUCUAUGCCAGACCACCAGAGGGAGCCCUCUCCCAAAUUUUUAAUCACCUCUAUUCUCAUACUCAUUUCCUGUGUGUUAAGUAUAAAAAGCACAUGGACUUUUGUCUUAUUGUGAAGCAUUACAGAUUGUGGUGUCUUGAGUUCUGAGUCUUUUAUUCUGGAAGGGUUAUGUGUGUAUGACCCUGCUGUGUCAUGUCUUGUCCUUGCCUUUUCCUGACCCUUUUAGAUUUGAUAUAUCUAUAUCUGACUUCUGGAUUAUUAACUCUGUCUAGCCUUUUGAAGAUGAUUUUUGGAUAAUAUUUUACAUUGUUCUCUGUCUGUGAUUAUUUGGGUUUUGACCCUGAUUUUUACUUUAAUAAACCUCAUUGCAAACGGA